GCCCCUAUUUAAAGUGUAAUAUUUUUUUAUUUUAUUUUUACCCGGUGCAUUUUCUUUAAAGAUACAAAAAUUGUUUCCCAAGUUAUCCAUGCGCCAAAAAAGAAAGUAAAACAGGGAGGCGGCAAAAGAAUGCAGACAAAUUUUGAGUAAAAAUAGCAGUAUCUAUCAUGUCCUCGGCCGCGUUCUUUCCCAGUCCACCACCGCUGCUACCACUGCAAUCAAACACCAAAACAAGCCGCUCCAUCACCAAUGUUCAACCCCCAUCAGCAGAAAAACUUGCGAUUAUAAUAGAUAAAUCCAAGUCUAUAAAUAACCUUCACCAGAUCCACGCCUUUCUAUACCGCCACAAUCUCCAUCACCACCCAAUUCUCAGUUUCAAGCUUCAACGCUCUUACUCUUCUCUGGGUCACCUAAACCACUCUCUUACUCUUUUUAACCAAACCCAAAACCCAAACGUUUUCUUUUAUACCUCAAUUAUUCAUGCUCAUACUUUCCACAAGCUCCAUUACCAAGCCCUUCUCUUUUAUGCUCAAAUGCUAACACAAAAAGUUACUCCAAAUGCGUUUACUUUCUCGUCAAUUUUAAAGUCUUGCCCGCUAGAAUUUGCACAAAUAAUACAUGCUCAAGCGAUAAAAUUUGGGCUUGAUUCGGAUUUGUAUGUGAGAACUUGUCUUGUAGACGUUUAUGCAAGAGGAGGAGAUUUUGUAUCUGCACGGAAUCUGUUUGAUGAAAUUCCUGAGAAGAGUUUAGUUUCGUCGACUGCAAUGAUUACUUGUUUCGCGAAACAUGGGAUGGUUAAAGAGGCGAGAGUCUUAUUUGAUGGAUUAGAAGAUAGGGAUUUAGUUUGUUGGAAUGUGAUGAUUGAUGGGUAUGUGCAACAUGGAUUGGCUAAUGAGGGUUUGGUGCUUUUUAGGCAAAUGUUGAAGGAUAGAGUAAGGCCUAGUGAAGUGACUGUAUUGGCUGUUCUUUCUGCUUGUGGACAAAUUGGCGCUUUAGAAUCAGGGAGGUGGGUUCAUUCUUAUAUUCAGAAUAAUGGGAUUGAGAUUAAUGCUCAUGUGGGUAGUGCUUUGAUAGAUAUGUACAGCAAAUGUGGGAAUUUGGAGGAUGCAAGGUUGGUUUUUGAGAGGAUCAAGUACAAGGAUGUUGUUGUUUGGAAUUCGAUGGUUACUGGAUAUGCCACGCAUGGAUUCAGUCAAGAUGCUUUGCAGUUAUUCAAUGAGAUGUGUGGGCUUGGGUACCAACCUACAGAUAUAACCUUCAUUGGCGUUUUGAGUGCUUGUGGUCAUGCUGGUUUGGUUAGUGAAGGAAGGGAGCUUUUCCAUUUAAUGAAAAAUGAGUACGGGAUUGAACCAAAGAUUGAGCAUUAUGGAUGUAUGGUUAAUCUUCUUGGUCGUGCUGGACAUUUGAAAGAAGCAUAUGAGCUUGUUAAGAAUAUGGAUAUUAACCCGGAUCCAAUCUUAUGGGGAACUUUGCUUGGGGCUUGUAGGCUCCACAGUAACCUAACUCUGGGAGAGGAAAUUGCAGAGUUUCUUAUUAGCCAGAAUCUUGAAAAUUCAGGGACUUAUGUUCUCCUUUCUAACAUAUAUGCCGCCACCGGUAAUUGGGAAGGUGUUGCGAGGAUGAGGACCUUGCUAAAAGAGAGUGGGAUAGAAAAGGAGCCUGGCUGUUCCUCAAUUGAAAUUGGUAACAAGGUACAUGAGUUCUUAGCUGGAGACUUGAGACAUCCAAAGACUAAAGAGAUAUAUUUGAUGUUAGAGGAGAUAGACAGUUGGCUCAGGGCACAUGGUUAUACCCCUCAGACAGAUAUUGUUCUACAUGAUCUAGGAGAUGCACAAAAGGAGCAGAACCUUAAAGUUCACAGUGAAAAACUUGCUAUUGCUUUCGGGCUUAUCAGCACUAAGCCAGGAUCCCCUAUUAAGAUAGUAAAGAAUCUUCGAGUUUGUUCAGAUUGCCAUGCAGUGACCAAGUUGAUCUCAAAGAUUACUGGUCGUAAGAUUGUAAUGAGGGACCGGAACCGUUUCCACCAUUUUGUUGAUGGUUCUUGUUCAUGCGGGGACUACUGGUGAACUGUAAAUUUGUGAAUUCUUGUAACUGUUGUACGAUAGAAUUAUUACUCAAAAAUGCGAUGGUGGUGUUGGACUUCACAUAA
Ricinus communis (castor bean) is the source of this 2149-nucleotide messenger RNA. RefSeq names its product pentatricopeptide repeat-containing protein ELI1, chloroplastic. Gene Ontology annotation, biological process: RNA modification. The record is from RefSeq and is a predicted model, not a curated record. The transcript has a single exon. NCBI's taxonomy places the organism in Eukaryota, Viridiplantae, Streptophyta, Magnoliopsida, Malpighiales, Euphorbiaceae. The coding region runs from base 168 to 2066 and encodes 632 amino acids. Gene Ontology annotation, molecular function: zinc ion binding; protein binding; RNA binding.